AGCCCGGAGAGGAACCGCCCAGGCUCUGUGUCCAGAGCGGGUCCUCCCUGUUUUCACGAAACCCGGACCCCAGCCCUAGAAGACGGUGGCCCGGGAGCCAUGGGUGACUGGGGCUUCCUGGAGAAGCUGCUGGACCAGGUCCAGGAGCACUCGACGGUGGUGGGCAAGAUCUGGCUGACGGUGCUCUUCAUCUUCCGCAUCCUCAUCUUGGGCCUGGCCGGGGAGUCGGUGUGGGGCGACGAGCAGUCAGACUUCGAGUGCAACACGGCGCAGCCGGGCUGCACCAACGUCUGCUACGACCAGGCCUUCCCCAUCUCCCACAUCCGCUACUGGGUGCUGCAGUUCCUCUUCGUCAGCACGCCCACCCUCGUCUACCUGGGCCACGUCAUUUACCUGUCUCGGCGCGAGGAGCGACUGCGACAGAAAGAGAGGGAGCUGCAGGCCCUGCCAGCCAAGGACCCGCAGGUGGAGCGGGCGCUGGCAGCCGUGGAGCAUCAGAUGGCCAAGAUCUCGGUGGCGGAGGAUGGCCGCCUGCGCAUCCGCGGGGCGCUGAUGGGCACCUACGUGGCCAGCGUGCUGUGCAAGAGCGUGCUGGAGGCGGGCUUCCUCUAUGGCCAGUGGCGCCUCUAUGGCUGGACCAUGGCGCCCGUGUUCGUGUGCCAGCGUGCACCCUGCCCCUACCUCGUGGACUGCUUCGUGUCUCGCCCCACGGAGAAGACCAUCUUCAUCAUCUUCAUGCUGGUGGUCGGACUCAUCUCCCUGGUGCUCAACCUGCUGGAGCUGGUGCACCUGCUGUGCCGCUGCCUCAGUCGGGGGCUGCGGGCACGGCAGGGCCAGGGCGCCCCCCCAGCCCAGGGCACCGCCUCAGACCCUUACGCCGACCAGGUCUUCUUCUACCUCCCCAUGGGCGAGGGGCCCUCGUCCCCACCAUGCCCGACCUACAACGGGCUCUCGUCCAGCGAGCAAAACUGGGCCAACCUGACCACCGAGGAGAGGCUGGCUUCCUCCAGGCCCCCCCUGUUCCUGGACCCACCGCCCCAGAGUGGCCGGAAAUCCCCCAGUCGCCCUAGCAGCUCAGCUUCCAAGAAGCAGUAUGUGUAGGGGGGUGGGUGCUGAGGCUUGUCACCCAGCAGAGGGAUCCUGAGACGGGUGGCUGCCUUGGAUGUCCCCUCGGCCAAGGCUCAGCGGAGAGGACGGAGCUCAGAAAACCAGAGCUGGCUGGCAGGUCAUUCUGGAACACUCAGGCCAUCCUGGUGACCGGAGGGCACGGUGGCUUCCUCUGUAGAACGUGGCUUUGUCACAGGCACAGACAGAGCUGGCCCAGCCUGCCUUUGGCCAAGGGUGCCGCGUGGACCCUUUGUUCAUUUUCACCUGGUCCAGAGGGACCCAGAGCCAACGUUUGCCCCACCCCCACCCCGCUGGAAUCCGCCUGUGCCUGGGCUGUCCGCACGCCCUCUGCUCCCAGGCAAAAGCUGCUGGGUCGGCCCUGACCACACAGCCAGACAGAGCCUGCGCUGGAUCUGGGCCUGGCGACAGGACUGGGGCCUUGUUCCCAUCACUCCUUCCUAGUUCCG
Molecule: messenger RNA, 1574 nt
Organism: Lepus europaeus (European hare)
Lineage: Eukaryota; Metazoa; Chordata; Mammalia; Lagomorpha; Leporidae
Gene: GJA4
Product: gap junction protein alpha 4
Exons: 2
Coding region: 100-1101 (333 amino acids)
Biological process (GO): cell communication
Cellular component (GO): connexin complex
Source: RefSeq, a predicted model, not a curated record